Molecule: messenger RNA, 2275 nt
Organism: Onychostoma macrolepis
Lineage: Eukaryota; Metazoa; Chordata; Actinopteri; Cypriniformes; Cyprinidae
Gene: snn
Product: stannin
Exons: 2
Coding region: 551-814 (87 amino acids)
Cellular component (GO): mitochondrial outer membrane
Source: RefSeq, a predicted model, not a curated record
UCACGUGAGUUACAGGCAGCGAUGUCUCGUGAUGAUAGUUUAACUCAGUUGACAAACAGCUGCUUUGUUUACGUGUUUAUCCUGUAUCCUGUUAUUGGUUAACUAUUUAUUUUAUUAUCUAUUUAUUAUUGUUUUAUUUAAAAAAAACUUUUAAUUAAAAUACAACUUUAUUUGCAAGUGCAUGAAUAUAUUGAUAUAAGUAUCAGUAGUACAAAAUAAAUAAAUAAAUAUAAAAAAGUGCAUGUAAAAGUCCUCCCUUUGAAAGCCGUGUAAGUAAAACAUUUGGUAUAUUAUUUGUAUAAUUAAAUUAAUUAAUUUAAAUUAUUUUUUUAUUAUUAUUAUUAAAAUAGUGUGACUGUGUUUUGCCUUUUCUAUUUUGAUCAUUCUCACCCAAGGGACUUUUCUGUGAAAAUGUCUUCUGCAGAAGAGUAACUUAUCAGUGCAAGGCACGCGCGUGUCUGGAGAUGUAGCCCAAAUCUACAAGAACUCUGCAGAACUGCCUCUCUGGGACUUUUGAAGGCCUGUUGUUGAACUUCUCCUGACUGACAGGAUGUCUAUCACGGACCACAGCCCCACCACCGGGGUCGUCACCAUUAUUGUAAUACUCAUUGCCAUCGCCGCACUGGGGGCUUUAAUUCUCGGUUGUUGGUGCUACUUGCGGCUGCAGCGCAUCAGUCAGUCUGAAGACGAGGAAAGCAUUGUCGGUGAAGGUGAAACCAAGGAGCCCUUCUUGCUGGUCCAGUAUUCGGCCAAAGGCCCGCGGGUGGAGCACAAGACUAAGCUCACCCCUAACGGCACCGAGAGCCACACCUAAGCUCUCUCAUCUCCCUUCGCAAUGCAUACUGUGUCGUGUUUGUAGACUCCGUCUGUCUUAAAGAAUUUCAAACCUUACAGUGUCAUUGAACGCUGAAAUGAAACCACAAGACAAACCUAGUGCAUGCAGUUGUCUAGUUGCUUUGACUUGAUUUAUUAUUUUUUUUCUCGCCCAUUUUGUGGUGGUAGAGCCCUGUUAUAAUGUGAAAUCGACGACUGUCAGCGUUUUGUGCAAUGCUGUUUGUUUGUAAAGCCGUAACCGAGUUCCGAAGCUAAAUCAAGAUGAUUUUGAUUUCUUUGGUGGUGUUUUUAUUUUAUUUUUUCAUCCAGAGCUGGCUCUGGUAUUAAGAAGUUCAAGACAAAUUUUAAUGGACCGAUUUCACAACCAUGUCAAAGUUUUAGAUAGUUUUCAUGCUUUUCAUCCAGUUCAUUCCUUUUACUUUUAAAAAUAAUUUUCCUUUAUUGGCAUCUAUGGUUCCAUGAAGAACCUUUAAGAUCCAUGGAAUCUUUCCAUUCCACAAAAGGGGGGGGGGGGGGUGGAGGCUCUUCUGUGGCAUUGCUGUGAAAACUCCAUUUUUGAACCUUUAUUUUUAAGUGUUGAAUUAAAAUACAAAAAGAAACAUGUUUUUCAUUACAAAUAAGCACUUCAGGAUACAAUAACUUGCCAAAUUAUGUAAACUGGCUUUUGAAAGCUAUUACAUUAUAUUUAGACAUGUUUAGAAUGAUGAUUUCAUUAGCACUUUUUAUCUUUAAUGUGACAUACAAGUGAUUUUGUACACAGCAUUUGCUGGUUCUGGUUUCAGCCUGCUAGGAAACCACUAUAAGAACGAAAGCCAAUGACUGAGGUCUUUUUAUUCUACUAUUGUGACCCCAGAGGCAUUCGUCUUUCGUGGUUGAGCACAUUUCUACAUCGCGAGAAGUCAUUUGAAAGUGUAAAUAUUAUUUUUAUAGAUGGCUUAAUGCGUAGCUGGAUACUGAAAAGUCAUUGUCCUGAGUUUUUAACCUGUUCCUUCAUAGGAUUAUUUUUUUGUUUCAUUAAUUCCGAAUGUUUUUGUGAUAUCACAGUGUUUGCCGUUUGUACAUGUUAGAUGAAAGUGAGAGAAAUGAUUUAUUUUUAUACAGUAUUCAUGCAAAUGUUGUCUAUAGGGGCAAAAUCAACAGUCAGGCAUAGGAGGUAGAUGAAGCCUGAAAAUGCAGCUAAAAUGAUUUCUUUGACGUCAUUAAUAUGUUUAGGGUUCUGUCAUACAUUUGAAGUCAGCUGAUUUUUUUUGUGUGUGUAUUAUGUGCUGUUCAAUAUACAGAAAUAUACAAGGACAGUACGUGCAUGUUAAUUUAAUCUGCAUAUUUGAGAAAAGCAACUUUUAUGAGUAAAGCGCUCAGUAUAUUGCUUAUGUCACUCCAGCCAGUGUGUCUGUCCAGUGUUUGACUGUACUGAACAAUAAAACCUCUGUUACUAGGGAAA